Molecule: messenger RNA, 4488 nt
Organism: Tetrahymena thermophila SB210
Lineage: Eukaryota; Ciliophora; Oligohymenophorea; Hymenostomatida; Tetrahymenidae
Product: ATPase, histidine kinase-, DNA gyrase B
Exons: 4
Biological process (GO): phosphorelay signal transduction system
Molecular function (GO): phosphorelay sensor kinase activity
Source: RefSeq, a predicted model, not a curated record
UUUAUUUAUAAGCGCAUUAAUAUUUAAUUCAAGUUUUGUAGAUAAAAAUAAAUGAUUAAUGAAAUUUUUAAUGACGAAAAUAACAUAGGUUCACUCUAAGGCAUUUAAGACAUCUAGCAUUAAAGGAAGUUAAAUAAAAAUAAGAGCACAUUUUGUAAAAAAAACAAAUGUAAAGCGAUGAAUUCUCAAAAAAAUGUUUAAAACUAAUUUUAAAAAGAAGGUUGCAAUAAUUGUAGUAAUAAUACUAGCCUAGAUUCUUAAAAUAGCGACAAUAUUAAUAUGAGCAAAUGUAAUAACGAUUUCAACUUAAGCGAUUCUCUUUCAAAAGCUUUUUUCAAUUUUUUUCCUGAAGGAGUUGCGUUUAUAGAUAGUUAAAUGAACCUGCUAUAUGCAAAUAACAGUGUGUAUAAGUUCUUUUAAUCUGAUUAAAGUGAUUUAUUAGAAAAGAUGUUUUAGCUUAAAAACUAGCUUUAAGUAGAUUAACUUUAAAAAUAAAAGAGUUAAAAAGCUCAGAACUUCAUUAUAAAUAAUAAUCUCAGAACAGAUCAGCAUAUUUAAACUCCUAAAAAUAACUUCCCAUUUAAAAUGAAGUCUUAUAAUAACAUAAUGCAACAUGAUAUGCCUCCAGUAUAUCGCAAGCUAUCUGCUAUUUCUACUAAAAAUAAUCCAAUUCAAAAUAAUAUAUACAUCCCUAGCUCACAUAGUCCUCCUUCCGUUGACUAAUAAGCUAAUUUACAGACAUAAAAAUUACAAAAACAGACUAGUUCAUUUAUAAAUUAACAAGUAUCUUAAAAUGGGAUUUAAUCAAAGAAUACAAUAAAUUAAUAAAGUAUUUCAUAGACCCCAAAUAACUAUGAUAACUCAUAAUAUUAUAGCUAAUUUGCUAAUUACAUUCUCCAAUCAAGCAAUAAUACUCCUAAUAAUGUGCGCUAAAAGAGUAAUACUACAUUACCCUUAAAUGGCCUAAAUCGUAAUACCUUUAAUAACUCUUUAUUUCAUAAUAAUGGAUCUAUUUAUUAAGCAGGUGGUAGCAAGAAAAAUAUUUAAGAAGAAAAUAUAAAUAUGAAUUUCAAUCCAAUUAACUAAUUUAAUACAUAUGAAGAAUGCUUAUUCACCAAUCAUUUCCCUGUUUAGGAUACAAACAGUCACAUAAAUAUUCAAAAGAAAUACUCUUUAUCAAAAGAUUUAAGUUAAGAAGUAGAAUUAAUUAUACAAUAAGCUAAUUUAUACAUACAACAAAAUACUAUUGAAUAAGAUUGUAUACUUGAUCAAUCUUUUUCAUUUACCUCUCGUAUCAUACUGAACGAGUAAUAAAAAUAAGAUUCGAACCAGUUUGGUUUUUUUAGUAGCUUCUAAAUAAAUCAAAAUAAUGCUAGUGUUAAUUUAAACAGAGAUAAUAAGGUAUCUAUCUAGGAAAAGUUAAUGAAAGAGGAAUCAUUUAAAUCUAAUACGUUAAAAAAAGAGCCCAGUCUACCACUACCGUAAAUUUAAACUAGCUUAUCAAAAAAUUUUAUGCACUAAAGAACAAGCACUACUCACAGUACUCUAAGUUAGCUAUAAAAUCAAAAUUAUCUGAACUAAAUUAUAUCUAUGCAGCUAAAUCACUAAAAGUCAGGUGAAUAAAGAUUAAAUCAUCAUCACUCAACAAAAAAUAAAGAAGAAAUUGAAUAUAAUAAUAUUUCUGAUAUAAAUUUACUGUAGCAAUCUGGGAGCUAUUAAAAUAAAAUAAAAUACAAUGCAUUUUCUUAAGAUAAGAUAAAGAAUCCAUAGUAUGUAUCUUCUCUAGAAUAAACUGAAUUAAAAGCUAUUAUUUCUUGCCAAGAAGGUGAAGAAGCUUAAUUUAAAAGUUAAUCAUCCAAAGAUAAUAAAAAAAUAAAUACAGAUGAUACAGCUACACUGGGGUUGAUUGAUUUUGACGAAGAAUUUCUUAACUCAGAAGAAAAUGAUAGCCAUCAAUUCCAGAGCUAAAAACUAAGUAAGAUGGGAUCUCCUAAUUCGCUUCUAAAUAACAAAAUAACUCAGUAAUCUAACAAUUAAACUUUUCCUGAUAAAAUCAAUACAAGUAGCAACAAUCUACAGACACAAAAAAGUAGUUGUAGCAUCAAUCUUAAUUAAUAAAAUAACAUAAUCUAAACUUAAUAGGCACAGUCUAAUUUCUAACCUAAAAAAUCUAAUCUUACAUAACAAUCUGCAUAAAAUUAAAAUCCAUAAUAAAAUUUUGUUUUUUUCAAACCAAAUUAGAGUUCUUAAGUAGAUUUUGCAAACUUAGAUCAGUAAAAUAACAAGCCUAUUCCAUCUAUAAAUUGGAUAAACACUAACAAUAAUACUAGCAAUAACAAUAAUUUAAAUUCAAGUUUUCUUAUUAAUAAUUAAUUAUGUAAUGGAAAUGCAAUCCCAAAUAAAAACUAGCUAUUUGGAUAAAAAGGUGAUUUGGUGUCCCCUGCUACAAACUUUACAUAAACAGAGAGCAGUCUUUUGCCUAUACUUGAAAAAUAACAAAAUAGUUAAAAUAAAAACCUGAUAAAUUAUAGAUAGCAAAAAAUUAAUGAAGAGGAUAUUAAUGACCAUCAAGGCUAGAAUUUAUUUAAGAAUUAAAGUAAUAUCAUUUCAUAUUAGUAGUAAUCUUUAACAAAAAUAAGCAGCCUCACAAAAAAAAGAAUGAGUUAUUUACAAAAAAAUCUAGAUUUUUAGAAUGGGGAAAAAACUAACAGAGAAAAAUAAGACAUAGAAUGGAGUGAUGAAGAUAUUAAUCGAAACACUAGAGAAGUUGACAUCACUAUAUUUACAUAUAUUCUAAACUAAUAACCUGUUAUACUGCUUUUAGUAAGAGAUGUCACACAUCGUUCAUAUAUUAAGCUACUUUAAGAUAUCAGCAAAAAGAAAUCAAAAAUGGUUUCUUUUGUAUCACACGAAUUAAGAACUCCAUUAAACAGCAUAAUUGCUAUGCUAGAGUCUAUGAAAAAUAAACCUGAUAUUGAUUAUAUAGAAACGGCACUUAUGAACUCAAAAUAUCUGUUAUGUAUCUCUAAUGACCUUCUAGACUUGGCUUAAAUUAAAGUCAACAAGUUCUAGAUUCGGAAAAAAACAUUCAAUCUAAAAGAGCUUAUUUUAGAGAUUCUAGAAAUGUUUUAAAUCCAAGCUGAAAGAUAGCAUAUUGAUUUGGUUAUAGACUAUCCAUAAGACAUGAGAUCGUUUAUUACAUCAGAUAAAAAUAGAGUCAGAUAAGUAUUAAUAAAUUUAAUUGGAAAUGCUUUUAAAUUCACUCUCACAGGAUCUAUCACAAUUAAAGUUUAAAUAAUAAAUAAUGUUCUAUUUUAAGUUCAUGUAAUUGAUACAGGUAUUGGAAUUAAAGAAACAGAUCUUAAUAAACUAUUCAAGACUUUUGGCAAACUAGAUGGUGAAGAGUCUGUUAAAUUAAAUGAGCAAGGUGUGGGCCUUGGUUUGGUUAUUUCAAAUAUGAUAGCUUUCUCUCUUUCAGAACAAAAAGAAGGAUUAACAGUCAAAAGUGAAUAUAGUAAAGGAACAAGUUUUCAAUUCAAAAUAUAAGACUGGAAUGCUGAGUAAUCCGAGAAAUCCUAGGAAGAGCUGAAAGCACAAAUCGUAGAAGAUGAAGAAGAAUAAAAAUUUAGCAAAAUAGCUGAAGAAAAUGAAGGAAAUAAUGUUAUUAAAAAUAUUUAAUAGUACAAUUCUUUCAUAGUAGGUAAAAACAAAUUUUCAGAAGAAUUGAGUCCACAAAAAGUCAAAUUUGGAAGUAAGGAAACUCAUAAAAUGUAAUCAUCCACAGAUUCUUAGAUUUCAUAAAAUAAAAGACCUUCUCGUCCUUUAUCACCUCUUAAAUAGUCUAACACAUUUGAAUAUAAAAAAGAAUCUGCAGAAAAGGAGAGAAGUACGAUUAGAUUGCUUACUGAUUUUUAGUAGUUAUGGAAAGAAAGACGGAGAUCUAAACUGUAACUCAUAAAAAUUAGUGGUAUUUAAGAUAUUACUAACUUAUAAGAUACUCCAAAAGUCUAAAUUGAUUACACCAAUCCUAAAAAUAAGCUCACUAAAAUUGCUACGUAAAUCAACAUAAAAGAAGAGUGGGGAUAAGUUCUUAUAGUAGAUGAUAAUAUGAACAACAUAGUUGCUAUGAAGUGCUUAUUGAGUGCUAUAUGUCCUGAAAUAAAAUGUAAUUAUGCUAUUAGAGGUUAAGGUGCAGAGGAUUUAGUUAGAAAUAGGUAUAUGCAACAGAAAGAUGAAGGAUAUGCAAUAAUUUUUAUGGACAUAGUUAUGCCAGAACAGGAUGGAAUAACAACAGGAGAAAAGAUAUAUCAAUAUUUAUAAGAAAAUAAUAUAACAAAUACAAAAAUAAUUGCUUGUAGUGGAUAUGAUGAUGAAUAAGAAAAAAGAAAAUGCUUGGAUGUAGGCAUGUCAGAUUAUUUAGUAAAACCUGUAUUCAAAGAUAAACUUACACAAGUAGUUUAAUAAUAUUUAAAAUAAUUCAUAAAGUGA